Messenger RNA from Penicillium concentricum, 1707 nucleotides. Its product is annotated as FAD-binding oxidoreductase. The record is from RefSeq and is a predicted model, not a curated record. The transcript has a single exon. Bases 1 to 1707 code for a protein of 568 amino acids. Gene Ontology annotation, molecular function: oxidoreductase activity; FAD binding. Lineage: Eukaryota; Fungi; Ascomycota; Eurotiomycetes; Eurotiales; Aspergillaceae.
AUGUGGGCUUCCAACGUCAUUUUCCUGUCGCUCGCUCUUCUGGGAGUUGAGGCAACCCCCUUGCAGGGCAACCUUCAUUGCAAAUGUACCGUGAAAGAUACCUGUUGGCCUGCACUUACCGACUGGAAAUCUUUCAACAAAACACUUGACGGGCACUUGAUCACCACAGUACCACUUGGAAGCCCAUGCCACGACCCCAGCUACAAUGGAACGGAAUGCUCGACUUUGGCAGAUGAAUGGGACUACGCCCCCAUUCAUGCAAACAAUCCUUCUUCAAUCAUGAUGCCUGUAUUCCAAAAUGGUACAUGCGACCCUUUCCAUCCCCGGUCCGACCCCUGUCACCUCGGGAAUCUCGUUCAGUACAGCGUCAAUGCGACGACAACGGCCCAUGUACAGAAGGCAGUACGCUUCGCUGCACGUAACAAUUUGCGACUAGUCAUCAAGAACACCGGACAUGACUUCCUUGGUCGCAGCACCUCUGCCGGCGCCUUAGGUCUUUGGACACACAAUCUCGACGAGAUCACCGUCCUCAAGGACUUCCAAAGCCCAGCCUACAAUGGACCAGCUAUGCGAAUUGGGGCAGGAGUUCAGGCCGCGGCAGCGUAUACAGCAGCUCAUGAAAAUGGCUACCGAGCGAUGGGCGGCAGCUGUCCGACUGUCGGUCUGGCCGGUGGUUUUACCCAAGGAGGCGGACUCGGUGCUCUCAGCUCGGUCAACGGCUUAGGGGCCGACAAUGUCCUGGAAUGGGAGGUAGUGACUGCCAAUGGCAACCUCGUGCAUGCGUCGCCGACCAAGAACGCCGAUCUCUUUUGGGCACUGGCUGGUGGUGCUGGAGGCACAUUCGGUGUGGUGGUGUCCAUGACCUCCCGAGUUUUUGUUGAUGCCCCAACCGCGGGAGCUUCGUUGGUGUUCGAACUGGAUGCUGCACCCUCUGCCAACGCCUUCUGGGACUCUAUUUCGGUCUUCCUCACCGGUGCCACACCGCUCGUGGAUACGGGCUCGUUUUUGCUUUCUCAGAUCACCAACACGACCUUCCAGGUCAUUAUUGCAGCCCCGAGUGUGACCGAAUCGGUGUUGAAUACACAGCUGUCCUAUAUAACCGGCCACCUGAACCAAACAGGAAUCGCGUACUCCCUCACAGCGCAGACUGAUCCCUCAUACUUUGACUUCUUCUCGCGCUAUUUCGGGCCACUGCCAAAUGGUAUCUACCCAGUCGCCCACUUGGUUGGAAGCCGCCUGCUUCCGAGGGAAUUUUUCCAGUCGGUCGAAAGCACGCAAGGAUUACAAGAUUUGCUUAAAUCCAUCACUCCAAACCAAACAUACACCGUCGCCGUCGAGCUUUUCAAUGUCAAUCAGACCAGUACUACCGAUAGAUCGGUUCACCCGGCCUGGCGCGAUUCCAUUGCGCACUUCCUUGUCUAUUCGACAUGGGACUGGAGCUCCCGGACGGAGAUGGAUGCCCGAUCCGACCGCCUCACAAACGAAAUCAUCCCUACACUUGAGGAAUUGACUCCUGGUAGUGGCACAUACCGCAAUGAGGCCAAUUACCGUCAGAAAGACUGGCAAAAAGCUUUCUUCGGGGAUAAUUGGGAUCGACUCAACAGCAUUCAGCGGACUUGGGACCCUCAGGGCAUCUUCUAUGCUCCAUUAAGCGUUGGAGCUGACCAGUGGGCGGAGAAAAACGGUGCAUUAUGUCGGGUGUCUUGA